CAUUUAAUAAUAUAAAAGUAGACCAUAACCUCGCCUUUUCUCAUAGGGAAUGAUACAGGAUGGUUGCUAAAUAAGUAAAGAUCGAUACCGAAAGAAUUUUUCGUAUAAAUGGAGAUAAAAAACAGUUAUCUUGGUUUUGUACGUUCGAACGAUUUCGUUGCUAUUUGCACGAUGUUUUGCAUCCGUUAUACAAUCUCUCAUGGAUAAUUUGCGUUGCAGGCCGAUUGCGUAACUCUGAUCGAAACUGGUUUCGAACCAAUAGCGUUCCUUCUUUGGAUAAACCGGAUGUGACGCAGGGUCGAGGAUUGAAAGUUGUGUCGUCAGAACGUCAAACGUUUGUUUUCUGGUCUUCGGUUGUGAAAGAAGUUUGUAUCGAGGGAGGAUUGACCGAUGCUUUUCAAGCUUUAAAAACCGUAUAAAGUUUGACGGUAAUCGGAUACGUAAAGCAAUGGACGAUAUAAUUGUGGAUAUCUAAGAAUUAUGUUUGGUAUAUCGAUCGCUUCGAGUUCAAAGUUCAAAGAUUUAAGUUCAUGUGUUGGAGAUUGUAAACGUGGCAGUCGCCCGUCUAUUAUUAUUUUUUUUAUUAAUUGUUAAGUGUGAUUUUUUUUCCUCUCUCUGUUUUUUUAAAAAUUGGUCAUCGAUGAAGAUCCGUUUAAACGGUUGAAGAUGACAGACCAAGAGCAAAAUAUUCAAUUUAAUCAACCAUGUGUGCAGUGUUCAAGAGCUUCAUUUUUAUCCAAAAUUUUUAGAAAAUGCAAGUCAUCGCCAUCAGAUAAAGAUAUUCGAAUUGUUGUGCCAAAUCAUACUACAAAUAAGAAUAUAUCUGACAGGCAGCAUCCAAACCAUGCCUAUCUUGCCAACAAAAUUAGGACAACAAGAUAUACCAUUCUUUCUUUUAUACCAAAAAAUAUUUUUGAACAAUUUCAUAGGUUUGCAAAUUUAUACUUUUUGGGUAUAGUUGUUCUUAAUUGGUUAAUUGAAGCAUUUGGUAGAGAAAUUUCUAUGGUUCCUCUUGGAUUUGUGCUUGGUGUAACAGCAGUUAAGGAUGCUUUUGAAGAUUGGAGGAGAUAUAAAUCAGAUAAAAGGGUAAACAGUUCUACAUGUAGGAUAUAUAAUAGGAAUGCUGGACGUUACGUUAAAACACUAUGGAAAAAUGUACAUGUUGGAGAUAUUGUGCAUUUAUCUUGCAAUGAGAUAAUUCCUGCAGAUAUUUUAUUGUUAAGAUCAAGUGAUCCUCAGGGACUGUGUUAUAUUGAAACUGCAAAUAUUGAUGGUGAAAGUAACUUAAAACAAAGACAAGUUAUUAGGGAUUUAACUUCUCAGAAUGCUAAUUUUCAUCCAACUGAUUUUAAUAGAAUAAUUGAAUGUGAUUCUCCUAAUAAUAAAAUAUACAAAUUUCAUGGAUGUGUAGUAUCACCAGAUGGUUGCAGAAUAGCAGUAACAAAAGAAAAUUUAGUUUUGAGAGAUUGUGUUUUAAAAAAUACUGAUUUUAUAGAAGGAAUUGUUUUAUAUGCAGGACAUGAAACGAAAGCUAUGCUUAAUAAUGGAGGUCCAAGAUAUAAAAGGAGUAAAUUGGAAAAACUAAUGAAUAAACAUAUUUUGGGCUGUAUUGGAAUUUUAGUUGUUUUAUGUUUAAUUGGUGCCAUUGGUUAUGGACUUUGGAUAAAUUCAUAUGUUAACAUCAAGCAAGUUCCAUUUAUUCCUAAUAACUAUACUAGUUCCUCUCCAGUUGCUCAGGGUGCAUAUUCUAUUUUCACUUUCAUUAUUAUUUUGCAGGUCAUUAUUCCGUUAUCUCUGUAUGUAACAAUAGAAAUCAUUAAGCUUGGACAAAUAUAUUUUAUUCAUGAAGAUGUUGAACUUUAUGAUGAAAUAUCAAAUAAAAGAGUAGAAUGCCGAGCAUUGAAUAUACCUGAAGAAUUAGGUCAAGUACAGUAUGUAUUUUCUGAUAAGACUGGUACUCUUACAGAAAAUUGUAUGAUUUUUCGUCGAUGUACUAUUGGAGGAAUAGAUUAUAACCAUCAUCCAACUAAUGUAAAAGGUUGUCACAUAUUUUUCCCCAAAUAAUAUUUUAAUUUUUGCUAUAUUUUGAUUU
Centruroides sculpturatus (bark scorpion) is the source of this 2092-nucleotide messenger RNA. Its product is annotated as probable phospholipid-transporting ATPase VD. Gene Ontology annotation, biological process: phospholipid translocation. Gene Ontology annotation, cellular component: plasma membrane. The transcript is spliced from 8 exons. Bases 667 to 2064 code for a protein of 465 amino acids. The record is from RefSeq and is a predicted model, not a curated record. Gene Ontology annotation, molecular function: magnesium ion binding; ATP binding; ATPase-coupled intramembrane lipid carrier activity. NCBI's taxonomy places the organism in Eukaryota, Metazoa, Arthropoda, Arachnida, Scorpiones, Buthidae.